CUCUCAGAUCAAGGUAAAGUUUGAGGGAGAAAAACCAAAAGUUGCAAAUGUAGGAACUAGUCCCAUGCUCGAAUCGAGUUCAAUGCAAAUGCCAAUACCUCAGCAAAGACGUGGACUGAAAUUUAAUACUCUUGACGAGACUUUAGACCGCAAAACUGCUGGCAAGCAAGAAGAGUCCACCUGGUAUAGAGUAGCAAGCGGUUCAUAUCAUUUACCACCCUACAAGGGUUAUCCAACCUGCUGGAGUUAGAGAAAUCUAAGUAAUCUUUAUUUCAAAUGUCUUUCAUUUAAAACACACACACUCACACAUACACACACAUGAUACUAUUUGGCACUUGACAUGGCCACAAAAUUAUAUUAUGUUCUGUGAAGAGCCGAAAGAAGUGCCGGAAAAACGCAUUUGUCGAUGUAAACAUUGUAUUUUUCGUAACCCCGACACUGUCCCUUGGCCGGAGGCCCUUAAUAACGAAAUGGCGGGCAAACAGAAAGAGCCUGUCAAGCCGAUAGAAGAAGAAAUUGAUCCGGAUCGCAGAUCGACUAUAGCGUCAAUGAUAAGUAUAACAACGAACGACGAAUUGGACAAGCCCAGAGGUACCUCCUUGAAAGGGUCAAGUCCUGCACCAGCGCACCAUCACCAUCACCAUCACCAGCAGCCGCCAACCAUUUUGCUCCUUGUGGUCAACAAACCACCUGAAGGUUAUCCAGGUCAAGUGGGAUGUCCAGGUCGGUGCAAUGCAGCGGGUCCACCUAAUUUGUACAAUCAGCCACCGCCCCCUGGAUAUGGUUAUGGUUACAAUCGUACUCGCUAUGACCCAAGCUAUCGGGAUAAUCGACCACCUUCCUUUGGGGCUGCAUAUCCAGACGAUGGACGUGGUCCGAGUCCCAAUAACUGGUAUCAAUAUGGCAAUGCACAUCCAGGGAAUUCACCUAAUGGUGGCAAUGGACAACCUAAUCAGGUUAGAACACCGGAUAAUUACUGUCGUUGUUUGCCAACAGGGGGAGCUUCACGGAAACGCUGUGGUUGCAAGGAUGAAGCAGCUGCCAAACGGAGGGUAUGCCAAUGUGAGGCACCACCUCCAACAUCGCCACCACCAGAGAAAGUUAUUACGCCAACGAGAACUCCACCGAGAAGUCCACCUCAAGAGGAGCUAGUGCCUCCAUUAGAGACAAAACAAAUGGGCGAAUAUCGCUGUGUCUCUGUGCCCGUAUGUAUAACUCAUGGAAAACCCGCUUGCUGUGACUGCUGCGAGUGUGAUGACCAGGACGACGAAGACUUGGAAGAGCAGGUUUCUACCUGCUGUUGCAAUAAUCUGGAGAAAUGCAUAUGUUUGGGACCACAAGGACGUCAGAAGCCACCUGCGUGUGAGUGCAAUAUGACGGAAUUGGAGCGUCAUUUGCGUCAUCUUAUGCCCAAUAUGGAGUGCAUAUGCUUCCAGGAGAAACCGAAAAAGAAACGCAAGAAAAGGAAGCCACCGCCGCCACGAAAGAUCUAUGACCGUUUCGCCAAUCCACCAUAUGUGCUUGAGCCAAAGUCCUGCUGCCUGAACCGCUGCCGGACAGUCUGCUGCCAACCCGUGGGCAAUUCCUGCUACACUCAAUCCUACGGUGGUGGAUGCAGUCCCUGGUGAAGACUCUACAUUCUCACAGCAUUCACAUUUUAUAAUUCUCAAAUAGAAAAUGAAAAUGUAAAUAUCCAUAGCCCAUCUAAAAA
Drosophila willistoni is the source of this 1711-nucleotide messenger RNA. RefSeq lists its product as uncharacterized. Bases 360 to 1628 code for a protein of 422 amino acids. The record is from RefSeq and is a predicted model, not a curated record. The transcript has 7 exons. Lineage: Eukaryota; Metazoa; Arthropoda; Insecta; Diptera; Drosophilidae.